UGGCAUAUAUAGAAUUUAAACUUUCUCUCAGAAGUAUAUAGUAGAGCUAAAGAAGACGACAACUAACCAAGGGUCAUCUGAAAUUGUAAUUGGCUCACUAAUAAUCCCAGGACAAAGUUAGAGAUCACAACUCAAGCAUAAGAUUGCUACGAAGAUGUUUGAUAUAAAGGCUUGGGCUGAGUAUGUUGUGGAGUGGGCCGCAGAGGACCCAUAUGGUUUCCUUACAACAGUUAUUUUGGCCCUUACUCCAUUGUUUCUAGCAAGUGCUGUACUGUCCUGGAAAUUGACCAAGAUGAUUGAGGCCAAGGAAAAUGAGCAAAAGAAGAAACAAAAACGUCAAGAAAAUAUUGCAAAAGCUAAACGACUAAAAAAGGACUGAAGGAAUGAACAGGCUCUGCAACCAGAGGAAAAUCAUUUGGAAAAUUAUGCAGCUUU
Messenger RNA from Hipposideros armiger (great roundleaf bat), 435 nucleotides. Its product is annotated as small integral membrane protein 15-like. Lineage: Eukaryota; Metazoa; Chordata; Mammalia; Chiroptera; Hipposideridae. The transcript has a single exon. The record is from RefSeq and is a predicted model, not a curated record. Bases 155 to 379 code for a protein of 74 amino acids.